AUGGAACAAGAUCCACCAUCAACCUUCAUCCGCCCUUGCAAACGCCAAGACAACCUUUCCUCCAGCUCCCGUCCUCUCAUUCCCGGCCCAGCUGGCGCCGUCCAGGCCGCCAUGAUUCACCGCAGAUCCACCGACGACAAACCAAACAUUUCAACCCAACAAUUCGUCAGGCAAGUCCUCCAAGACGGCCACAACAUCGAUCCCGAUUUCCAAUCCAAUGCUUGGCUUUCAACCCUGCAAUUAAACGGAUCUGCCACUCCUCUGGGCGCAAUCACUCACCAUCAUGAAGGAGUAGAUCACGUCCUCGCUGUUAUCAAAUCCUACAAUCCCAAUGGGUUUGGAGAUGCAACAGUUACACUCAAGGACCCUACGAGCACUGUUGGCGCUAGUAUCCAUCACAAGGUCUUCACUGAAAGCGUAUUUGCGAAAGACAUAACUGUUGGAUCUGUUCUGCUUCUCCAAAAGGUCGCUGUGUUCUCUCCUAGAAAGUCUACUUGUUAUCUGAAUAUAACCUUGUCCAAUGUAGUCAAGGUAUUUCCAAAGGACAGUGCACCUCCACCUGGAAGCUUCACAAACAUAACUGAAGAUUAA
Molecule: messenger RNA, 591 nt
Organism: Lotus japonicus
Lineage: Eukaryota; Viridiplantae; Streptophyta; Magnoliopsida; Fabales; Fabaceae
Exons: 4
Coding region: 1-591 (196 amino acids)
Biological process (GO): recombinational repair
Source: RefSeq, a predicted model, not a curated record